Molecule: messenger RNA, 2053 nt
Organism: Armigeres subalbatus
Lineage: Eukaryota; Metazoa; Arthropoda; Insecta; Diptera; Culicidae
Exons: 4
Coding region: 308-1546 (412 amino acids)
Biological process (GO): animal organ morphogenesis
Molecular function (GO): receptor ligand activity; BMP binding
Source: RefSeq, a predicted model, not a curated record
GGAUGCCAUUGAGAAGUACACGGUGGAGAAGGAAAGUGCGCUUUUUUGUUCACUCCUCCGAACGGCGACGACGACGACGACGUCGAAGUCGACAACGAUAUCUAAUUAGUCAGCAGUGGCGGUGAGAUCGAUCGGCGGAACACAGCGACCGCACAAAGGGCCUCCUCUAUUGGACAAUCGCAGGAACAACCGAAACAAGUGUCAGAUUGUGUGCGUGUUUGGUGGAAAAGCGUGGAGCCGGGUCUGAAAACGUCGGGGGUGGCGCAGCAUAAGGGGGUUGUGAAGUUACUUGGCUGAGACGGUCAACAUGCGCGGUUGGCCCGUGUUGGUUACAGGCCUGCUGCUCAUCGCGGCAGUCUACGGAAAUCGUGAGCACAAGGUCCACAACAUAGUACUCUAUCCGGAUAAGCACUCGUGGUGUUCGACCAGAAACAUAAGCCAGGUGAUCAGUUACCCUGGAUGCAAACAAGUGACAAUCGAUAACAAUGUUUGCGUGGGAGCCUGCUUCAGUUACUCAAUUCCUCACACCGAACCAUCCGACCCAGGAGAAGUUAUUGGACCAUACUGCGACAGUUGUCAACCAUCGGAAACAUCAUGGCAUCAUGUGACCUUGGACUGUUCGGAAAAUUCCAGUAACAAUGGCGAUGAAGAAACGAAGCCUGCUGUCCUGGUGAAGCGUGUUCAGAUAAUCAAGAACUGUUCUUGUACGUCCUGCGAAAAGCAAACUCACAAAAAGCACCACAACAACCAUCACCAGGACUACCAAGUAACUCAGGUGCCCUCAACCACCGCAUCGUUAAUCCAAAAUGACAUUCCAGAACUUCUGGAGGUUGUUCCUUACAGCGAAAACGACACCGAACCGAUCCAUCACUCACCCAUCCACUCGCAUCAAAGCGGAAACCACGGUACGACUUACAUGCAACAGCAUCAACUCAACCACUACGAGCACAACAGUCACACCGAGAACGUUAAGAAGCUACUGCACCAAAAAAUUACCGGUCUCCUCAAAAGCAUCGAGCAAACCAACUCCAAGCAAGACCGCGACCAGUUGAUCGAAAUGAUCAAACUCAUCAAGGGCUCGAGCGAUCGCAACUGGGACGACCUGGUGGAGUCCCUCCAGUCCGAAAAUGCCAUUCUGGAUUUCGAUCGGCUCCGGGCGGAACUCGAAUCGGAACAGGAGCCGCAGAUCCACAUCAAGCCGCAGUCCGCCGAACAACAGCAGGACCACGAACGGCUGCUGAAGCACCAGUUCGACAUCCUGAAUCAUCAUCCCCACCAUCCGCACCACGGUCACCACCAGCAACAUCAUGCCGGGGACAAGCUGGACGAGCACCACCAUCUGCAACGGGGACCGCACGGCUCUUUGGUCAUCACGGCGGACGACGAGCACGAAAUCAAGGAAAAGAUCAACAUCCACUCGCACGAGCUGAAACCGAAUCAUGCCGGAGUGAUUCUCACCUACGACAACCACCACAGUGACCAUAGUGGUAAAAACCAUCACCAUGGAGCGGAUGGCGGACAGAGCGGUGGCGUGCCUCAGAAUUGAGUUGAUCGGCCACCACCAGCGGGCGAGAAUUUUACGUUUGUUUAUAAGCUUCUAGUCGUUAGUGAUUUUUCUUUAUAUUUUCUCAAAUUUAGAUUCCGGAAUGGACGGUGUUUAAUCGAAUCAGAGUUUUUAUUAUUCUACCCAAUGAAAAAAAAAAAACAUGUGUUUAUAUUUAACCUCCCCACCACAAACACUUAAAACGUACUAGGCAAAGAGUUUCUUCUUAAGUUAAUAUUUAUUUUUUUGAUUAUUUUCUGUUGGAAAGCUGGUCUCUAGACAGAAAUGGAAGUGAGCCGAGCGUAGGUAAUGUAAGAACUGUUCUUUUACCACCCCCAAGAAAUAAUGGACAUCUUGCAACGCGAAAGACACAAAAAUGGAAGUCAUUCGAUGCCUUCCGGGAGUAGCCAUGGUUAGAUUUCAAAUUUUGGAAUUAAGCACGGAGUUAUACUUGUGAUCGUCAAAAUCAAACAAAUUGUAUUGAUAGAAUAAAGAUGAGUAUGUAUCCUG